Messenger RNA from Rhodamnia argentea, 2108 nucleotides. RefSeq lists its product as uncharacterized. The transcript is spliced from 2 exons. Lineage: Eukaryota; Viridiplantae; Streptophyta; Magnoliopsida; Myrtales; Myrtaceae. The coding region runs from base 404 to 1588 and encodes 394 amino acids. The record is from RefSeq and is a predicted model, not a curated record.
AAGUUUUGAACUUUGAUUCUUUCCUUGUCUGUUAUAAAACGAGUCAAUUCUUGUCCAACAGCCUGCAUUUGACUUUUCUGCCACCAUUCCCACACAGCUGCAACGCUAUGUGGUUUCUCCAGGAUCUACCACUCUGCUAAAAGUUCGCCUCUCUCUCUCUCUCUCUCUCUCUCUCUCUCUCUCUCUCUCUCUCUCUCUCUCUGGCACCUUUCACUCCCUCUUAUGCCUCCAUGUCCACGCCUCUCCUGUGAACUGAAAGUGGAAGUCCCAAUGCAUCCAAAGUUGGUCACGACCGGCUCAUCAGCGACCGGAGACUUCCCUGUUCGACGAACGGGCGUGUGAUGCGAUAACCCGAUAACAAUCAUCAAGAACUUGACUUCUGCAGAUAGUUACCUCAAUCAGAAUGGGCUGCAUUUCCUCAAAAGUUGUAUCACGGUCAAUUAGCUACAGAGAAGAGCUGAAUCAGGGUUCGCGGAGUACCGGAAAAUCCAUAGUAGCGCUGGAAGAUAUAUUCAGCUCUAACAAGGGCAGUGACCAAUUCCUCACGCUUGUUUGUACUGCUAACACGGUAGCCAACCGGCUCCGGUGUGAAAGUAUCAAUUCAGAGUCGAAAACAAGCCCCAGAUCAACCAAAGCUACUUUUGAGAUCGAUAGAAAUUGUGAUUGCUCAGCAGUUUCAGAAGGAGGAACAGAAGGAAAUCGCCCGAAGCCAGCAAUUUCUCAGCUCUUCCAUGAAGAUUCAGAAUCCUUUAUUGUUGAACCUCCUAAACGGUCCAGAAGUUGGCAUUCAUUUUUUGAAGAAGAGAUGCCUUCAGCUAAUGCUGAGAACUAUGGCAAGAGUAGAGAUAGAUCCGAGUGGGAGUACAAAGGUGUAGGUCGUUCAAGAAGCUUUCAUACGGUUGAGGAAUAUGAUGCACUGCUGGCUAGGAUUUUGUCAACAAGCGUUUCUCAUGAUGAUUAUGUCGCAGAGAACCAAGAGAAAACACCACACACUGAAUCUUCAAUGCACAGCGAUCAGAACAAGUACAAUAUCAAGACAGAGGAUAGAGCACCACAGAAUGAUGAUGUUUUGGUGGACAAGAACAUUGCAAACGAUGAACCUGUCAUAGAUUACUCGAUCACGGUAUUGGUGUCAGGAUCAGAAACCAAAGAAGUGAUCCCAAGUUCACUGGAGUCCCGCACAAGCGAUAAGUUAAUUGCCAAAGAUGAUGUUGCUCAAGAAGAGAGAUGCAUGAUAGAGAGAGGAUUCAAGAGAAAGGUCAUUGCAAGAGGGCUUGAAUCGCUUGCAAUCCCAAGCACGGUUGAAUUGCCAGCAGUUGCAAGCUUAAGGGAAUGGCUCCCUGCAAGAGGGCAAGUCUACUCUCCUGGAACCUACACAACUCCUAAGUUUGGCACCUAUUCUUUACCGGAGUCGGAGAAUCUAAGCGAGGCCACCGAGGACAACAUCUUCACCAAGGAAUUGGUGCUCGCCAUUGAGGAGCACAUGCAAGAACUAGAAGCAGAAGAAGAAACAAUUCUCAAACAAAUUGCAGACAAAUGGGAACGGGAAGGUGCCAAGGAGAAUCUAGAUGAAGUUGCUACAACCUAGAGAGAUGAAAUUUUUUUUUUUUUUUAUUUUGUGGAUUUGGAUAUUAAGCAAGUGUAUGGUCCAAGUUAGAGGAGAAUUUAGGAUUGUCUCUUAAGAAAUUAGUGCCUUCGGGUUGUAAGAUACAUUGAAGUGAGAAAUAUAUCUUAAAAUGAAAAACGAAAAAGGGACUGUAAGCACACUCAUGCUAUUCGUCAAAUGCACUGCUUCAUCCAGCUGCAGCUAUAGUCCAUGAACAUGAAUGUUUCACAACUCCCGUCUGAUUAAAAGAUCCAAAGGGGCAUUUACAGGUCCUGCAAUUAAAAUCAUGACUUUUUAAAAGUAUGUUUCAAUGAUGACUACCUCAUCACUAAAGAAAGUUACUCAUACUACUAGAAGAAUCUGAAUAUGACAUUUGUCCUUCAGUAUUAGACAUGGACCUGAUAAUCUCAACUAUGCAUGGAGACAGCAGUUCGCCGAGGGCUACAAUCACAGCACGGAUCAUUUUCAGAAGAACAUAAAAAGGAGUUCUACUACAGUAUGU